AAACUUAAAAAAAAAAAAAAAAAAAACUGAGCAAAAAGCCUUCAAAAAUACUGCAUUUUAUUUCCCUCUUCAUUUAACAUAUAAGUCAUACCAAUGCCUCGUACAGAAAGAAAAGGUCGUCAAAAUAAAAAGCGUGGAAAGAAAGGAGGAAAGAAAGAAAAUGUUGAGGGUGAACAAAUCACAACCAUGACGGCCACAACCAUCGACGAUCCUAUGAAAAUCACACCUGCGAUCGACAACAGCUUCACCGAGCAACGUUUUCAAGCAGCUCAUUUUGGUGAAGUAGACGAAGAAUUACUUGGAUAUUUCAAGAAUGUCGAACAAACAUUGGACGAUCCGCAGUUUGAAACCGCUGAAGAUCAACGCUUGUUUGUUGAGAAUGUAUAUAAUGAAGUAGACGGCAAUGAAAUUCGUCUAUCUACGAACUACUCCUGCUCACUGAUUCUCGAAAAACUUUUGAAAAUAUCUGAUUCGUUUCAGCUUCGUGUGUUUAUGGAUAAACUAAGAGGAAAGACAGUUGAGUUGUUUGUUCAUCGGUUCGCUUCACAUGUAUGUCAAACACUAUUAACGUUAGCAGCAGACGUUGUCGAACGCGAACAAUUGGAUGGUGUCAAGAGUGAUAAUAACGCUAAGAAUGGAACCGAUGAAAAUAAGGAAGGAGAGUUGUUAUCUAUGGAACAAUUGGUAUUGGAUGCUUGUGAAGAUAUUAAGCCUCAUAUUGGCGGCUUAAUUUCUCAGCAGUUUGCUUCUCAUGUCAUCCGAAUUCUACUGCACGUCUUGGCUGGUAAAAGAAUUGACGAGACAGGUGAUAUUAAGGGUAGAUUAAGAAGUAAAAAAUCGGCACAAUACAAAAAAGAAAAUAAUGAUACCUUUACAAAGACUAGUGUGCAUUUAGCAUCAACAAGAAAGGUGCCGGACACCUUUAAGGUUAUGUUCAGAACUCUCACAACAGAACUAGCAAUCAACAUGUCAGAAACUGAAGUGCGUACAUUAUCUGUACACAAAGUAGCCAACCCUGUUUUACAACUCCUAUUAGAUAUGCAAGAGAACGAUACAGAAGGAAUAAAGGCUCGUAACAUUUUGAUUGACCGUAUUUUAUGGGGCAUCGUAACCGACAUUGACUCCAAAGAAGAAAAUACAGACAGAGAUUCAUGGUUUGCCACUUUGAUUCGUGACUCCGUCGGUUCUCAUUUAUUAGAAAUCAUUGUCAAAGUGGCACCUGAUCCAAUCUACCGCAAGAUUUUCAAAACCUACAUUGUUGGCAAGUUGGAGAAGUUCACUUUACACCCCAUCGCCAAUUUUGUGAUACAAAAUUUGAUUGCCCAUGUCAGAAAGCCCAAACAAUUGAAACAAAUAUUGACAGAAUUAAAGGGAUCAUUUGAUAAAAUCAUCAAAAAUGGCAAAUAUGGUGUGAUACGUAGUUUAGUAGACGCUGCUGUGAAGAUGGAAGUUUGUCAACAAGACGUAGUCGAUGCAUUAGUGACAGGUUUACGAAUGCCAUCAGCAGACGAUAAAGAGGGUACAGCCGUAGAGGAUCGUAAAGAAUUUGUCAAUUGUUGCAUGCGUAUGUGGACUUUAGACCAAUGGAAAUCAGCUAGCUAUGAUGAAAAGCAAGAUUUAUACAAAUUCCAUUUGCAAGGCUCUCUUAUUUUACAAGGAAUUAUGCAAAUGAAUGAGGAAGCCAAUGCUAUUGCUACGAGCAGUUUCUUAUCGCAAAGACCCGAUACAAUUCACCGCUGGUGUUUUUCGCCUGUAGGCUCUCGUGCUUUUGAAUCCGUAAUAGCUUCACAUCACGUCAAUGAUAAGAUGAAGAAGAAGGUUAUGCGUGAUUUAUUGGGCAAGUAUACCUCUUUAGCCAAAGACAAGUUCGGUAGUCAUAUUAUGGAUAAAUGCUGGUUAAAUGCAGACAUUGAUAUGAAGGAAAAGAUUGCAGCUGAAUUAGUCAAGCAUGAACAUGAAUUGGCCAGCCAUUACAUUGGUAAGAAUAUCCUUUGGACAUGCAAGAUUGAUCAAUAUAAGAGGAGACAUGACGUUUGGGUGGAGAGAGAAAAGGGUGCGGAACGCAAACGUGAAAUGUUUAAGGAUAUUUUGGACGAUACCAUGCCUAUCAGUAAAAAGCGUAAAUUUGCAUAAGCUUACACUCACUUUCUUAUCUGUUAAUUUGUAUUUUUUGUACCUAUUAUAAUGCUCCCUUACUCUCAUGAUUAUGCUGUGUCGUUCAAAAAUGAAAGUUCACAAUAAAGAGAUUUUGUAUAUAUUAUGACAUGCCGUACAGUCAACAUUAAUAAGCUUACAGACAGAUUGCUCCAGCACAAUUUCAAACCACCAGAAUUGAUUGUGUUACCUGUUAUUAUGUCGAAAAUACCUCCAAAUUACUAUAAUAUGAUCUUUAAAAAGCUUUCUCUUUCCAUGUUUGCAGCAUACCUG
This is a messenger RNA of Mycotypha africana, 2427 nucleotides long. RefSeq names its product armadillo-type protein. Gene Ontology annotation, cellular component: nucleolus; 90S preribosome; preribosome, small subunit precursor. NCBI's taxonomy places the organism in Eukaryota, Fungi, Mucoromycota, Mucoromycetes, Mucorales, Mycotyphaceae. Gene Ontology annotation, biological process: endonucleolytic cleavage in ITS1 to separate SSU-rRNA from 5.8S rRNA and LSU-rRNA from tricistronic rRNA transcript (SSU-rRNA, 5.8S rRNA, LSU-rRNA); endonucleolytic cleavage to generate mature 5'-end of SSU-rRNA from (SSU-rRNA, 5.8S rRNA, LSU-rRNA); endonucleolytic cleavage in 5'-ETS of tricistronic rRNA transcript (SSU-rRNA, 5.8S rRNA, LSU-rRNA). The transcript is spliced from 3 exons. Bases 94 to 2133 code for a protein of 679 amino acids. Gene Ontology annotation, molecular function: RNA binding. The record is from RefSeq and is a predicted model, not a curated record.